Molecule: messenger RNA, 450 nt
Organism: Staurois parvus
Lineage: Eukaryota; Metazoa; Chordata; Amphibia; Anura; Ranidae
Source: the annotation of a GenBank genome assembly
CAGGUCUCGGGCCCUCAGGCGGAGCGGCGGGCGCCGGACCCCCAGGCGGAGCGACAGGUCUCGGGCCCUCAGGCGGAGCGGCGGGCGCCGGACCCCCAGGAGGAGCGACAGGUCUCGGGCCCUCAGGCGGAGCGGCGGGCGCCGGACCCCCAGGUGGAGCGACAGGUCUCGGGCCCUCAGGCGGAGCGGCGGGCGCCGGACCCCCAGGUGGAGCGACAGGUCCUCGGGCCCUCAGGCGGAGCGGCAGGCGCCGGACCCCCAGGCGGAGCGACAGGUCUCGGGCCCUCAGGAGGAGCGACAGGUCUCGGGCCCUCAGGCGGAGCGGCGGGCGCCGGACCCCCAGAUGGAGCGACAGGUCUCGGGCCCUCAGGCGGAGCGGCGGGCGCCGGACCCCCAGGUGGAGCGGCGGGCGCUGGACCCCCAAGCGGAGCAACAGGUCUCGGGCCCCCA